Messenger RNA from Formica exsecta, 904 nucleotides. RefSeq lists its product as uncharacterized. The transcript is spliced from 3 exons. Lineage: Eukaryota; Metazoa; Arthropoda; Insecta; Hymenoptera; Formicidae. Bases 109 to 441 code for a protein of 110 amino acids. The record is from RefSeq and is a predicted model, not a curated record.
UGUUAAUCGCAUUUUUAGUAUAUAUAUAUAUGUAAACGCUGCUCGUCCGAGUCAGUAACUCAGAAACGUGUAGGUUAACGUAACUUGAGUGUCAGUAAGCGCUACAGAAUGCGAUUGUUGUGCUUAUCAUUAGCGCUUGCUAUAAUCUAUAUUAUGGCAAUCGUGCACGGUCCUAGAGUAGAAGCGAGAGCAACCACUACUUCUGAUGCUUCUUCUUCUUCCUCUGAAAGUUGGGAAGUACCUGCGAAACCAGCCACUCCUGAGCAAACCGUCGAAGCAUUUGCUUUAGGCAUACCAACUCUUCUUGGCGGGCUCUAUUGGACACAACUAGCCUGGGAAACGAUGUACAACAACUCGAUGCACAUAUCAAGUAAAAUAAAAUCUAAUCCAUGGCUGGCAGAAACAGUACAAGCGUACAUAAAUAAGUCACUAACUUGGUAAAUACGGAGGAACUAUGCCGGAGACAUACAUUGAUAUGUAUAUUUUCAAAGGAAACAUUAAAAUAUAUAUCUAAUGAUUAUAAAUUAUAAACAAUUAUUUUGCUAUUACAUGAUAAAAAAUAAAUAACAUGUUUAAAUUUAUAGUAUUGUAUCUUUAUUGCAAAAUUUGUGUGUAGCAUAAUGUUACGAAAAUUAACACCAUCUUGUAUUUAAGAUGCUAUUUUUCAAUUAUAUAUGUUUAUCAUUAUUUUUAUAUGUUUAAAGUAGUGUUUGAUUCUUUGAAGUAAUGAAUGCAUAUUAAAGGUAAAGAAUGGAUAUAUAGUUACUUCAUAUAUUAUAGAAUAAAAACACAAAUUUUUGUUAUAAUCAGUAAUAUGUACAUUAUUUCUGGUUAAAUUGUACGAUAAUGAUAUUUACUAUUAUAAUCAAUGAUUUAUAAAUAAAUGGAUUCUGUGACGACAAAA